This is a messenger RNA of Penicillium angulare, 720 nucleotides long. RefSeq lists its product as uncharacterized. The coding region runs from base 1 to 720 and encodes 239 amino acids. The record is from RefSeq and is a predicted model, not a curated record. The transcript has 2 exons. Lineage: Eukaryota; Fungi; Ascomycota; Eurotiomycetes; Eurotiales; Aspergillaceae.
AUGUCCUGUGUUGUUAAACUCCGGAGAGGUGGCAUGGACAUCAGCAUGGCUGAUCUUUUUGCCGCCAAAUCACUUUGGCAUGUAUUUGACUCGCUUGCGAGAAAGCAACACUCUUGCUCUCGAUCCAUCCCGCCACCUCAGUGGACAGUCAGGCCGCUGGACCGAAGCAAUACAGAUGAAGCAUGGGAGCUGGAGGCGUCAAACAUGGUCGACACUCAGCCGAUAUCGUAUAUGUGGAAUGGUUCCUCAAAUCCCGCCAGGACCAGAACGAACUGCUAUAUUGAAAUGGUACAGAUCCUGAAGAAUCUUGAGCCUUUUAUGUUGCCGGGAAGGGCUCCCAUGCAAUUUCUGAGCGAGCUCGAAGAAGGCGUGAUAAACAAAAUCCAACAAAAGGGGAACAUGAGUCACUUCAUGGAGAGUGUAAUAACGGCUAUUGACAGAAAGCGGCUUCAUGAUCAGGCCGAGCGAGUCCAGUGUAUGUACUUCAUUGAGGUGGAGCUGCUAAGGGUUGCGCGGGAGAACAGCGCGUCGUUUGUCAUCACCACGAACACAAGCCCGGUGACACAGGACAUUGAUCGACUUCUUGGAUACAAAGAAGAAGAAGAAGAAGAAAGCAAUGCUGUCAUCGAAUGGACAGAUAAUGAGGGAAACCCGUAUGUACCAUCUGUGGACGGUGAUUUUGACAUACAGGUCACGUAUAAGCUAUUGGGUGGUUGUUAG